UUUUAAACCGCAGAGCUCUUUUUCUGUUGCUUUGAUAUGGCACUUCUUAUGACCGCGUAGGGAGCAGUGAAUUUGAAGGAAGGAGUAACCGUCCAAAACAGUGUCAGUAGUUGGUAACGUGAUGCGAAGCUCGCGUCUGAGCGGCAAGGUUAUAAUUUAUACCUCCGACAACCACAAACGACGCCAUUUUAGUGGUUAUAAAACAAAGGCGUCAUAGGUAACGCCACAACCCAUUUCAGCUGUCAAAUUGUAUAGCUUAAUUCACAGCAGAAUUAGGGUUCCUACGGAUCUCACUUCCCCAAUUGAAAUGGACUCAAAGCACACAGGAGAUGUUUUCAAGCAUUUGGAGAAGCAAAGCGAGCUCUUAAUGGAAGCCUAUAGAUCAAUGUCGCAUGAACUGCAUAAACUUCAGGUAGAGGAAGAAAUGUUAAUGCGCAAGUUCUAUGAGAUAAUGUCUGCUCAUGGUAAAACUAAGCAGAUUGAAGGUGGUAGUAGUAAUGUUUCAGAUGACAGAAAAGUUGGAGACUCCACUGCGUUAGUUGUUUCGACUAACAAUGAAGAACAAACGUGAAAAGCGAAAAGUGCAAAGUGAUCCUCUUUUAAGAUUUUACUUCAUACGAUGUUUUUGGACAUAAUUGUAAAUGCUCUAUAUAUGUUUGUCAUUACUGAGAAGAGAUUGCCAUGGAGGAUGAUCUAUGUGACUGAGUUAUUUUUUUUGUAAUCGGGAUUGAUUGAGGAUUUUAAACCAAUGUAAUGCUUGCGUUCCAUAUAAAGUAUCAACAUUUUUCAUUUA
Messenger RNA from Humulus lupulus (European hop), 793 nucleotides. RefSeq lists its product as uncharacterized. The coding region runs from base 308 to 571 and encodes 87 amino acids. The record is from RefSeq and is a predicted model, not a curated record. NCBI's taxonomy places the organism in Eukaryota, Viridiplantae, Streptophyta, Magnoliopsida, Rosales, Cannabaceae. The transcript is spliced from 5 exons.